GGGCCGAGCCCGGAGCGACGAGCGGAAGCGGCCGCGGCUGUUGGGUGAGGCGCGGAGAACGUUUUUCUCUGAGUCCGGGCCCGGCCGAACUCAAAAUCCCCGACCCCGGGGACGCCGAAAGAACCUAAGAGACUUGGGCUUCCGGAGCGGUCACCGCCGGCUGCCGCUGCUCUGCCUCUGCGCCGCCGUUGCCGGAGGACGCGGCCCUGACAGGCCUCCAGGCCGAGGUGCGGCCCGCGGAGCCCGACGUGCUGCUGUGAGUACUCCGAGAGCCCUCGCCACAGUCAUUUACGAAUUAAAAUGGAGGAGAUUUCGCUGGCUAACCUGGAUACUAACAAGCUAGAGGCCAUCGCUCAGGAGAUAUACGUAGACCUGAUAGAGGAUUCUUGUUUGGGCUUCUGCUUUGAGGUGCACCGGGCAGUCAAGUGCGGCUACUUCUACCUGGAGUUCGCAGAGACUGGGAGCGUGAAGGAUUUUGGCAUCCAGCCGGUGGAAGAUAAAGGAGCGUGCCGUCUCCCCCUUUGCUCCCGCCCUGGAGAGUCUGGGAACGGGCCUGAUCAACAGCUGCAACGCUCACCUCCGGAAUUCCAGUAGCUGGUAACGUGACAGAAUCUUGAGGGCAACCAGGACAGUAACAUAGACCGGUCCUGUGGUUUGGAGCAGUUGGGUAGCUAAGUAGAAAAAAAAAAAAACAAAAGACCUAAGUCCCAGUUCCCAUCGAAGAUCCUGGCCUUAAAAAUCCCAAAGUGGAGAAUUUAGGAAUUCGGAUCCUUUUAUUAGGCUAUUACCCGGGAUCAGCUUUGAAACCCUGGGUGGAAGGAGCUGUGCAUCCUGGUACCAAGCAGUGUACGUUGAUCGCUCAACACACCAGGAAGUUCACAAGAUCCCUGUACUGUUCCCCAGUGCACAGGUGAGCAGCUGUGUGCCCAGCACAUAAAUUGCUUUGGUUCAUCAACCUUUCCAUCUGCCUGAUGUCAGGGGCUUCCUGGAUAACUGACAGUUUGGACAUAACUGAUGGUCAGGCCUUAAUCACUGGGCCUCAGUGGGUCUGUACUUCUCAUCUCUCAGCCUCUAAUUUGUGCUUCUCCAAGACAAAUGUCAAGUCUGGUAUGAAAUCUGGACAUUAAUUCCAAUUUGGGAAAACCAAGAAGGAAUUCCCAGCUAAAUAUGACUGGGGAAGCUCUAUGGUCUUGGCUCCAACAGGAAGAAAAGGUUAAAGCCACCAGUUUCCCAGAGGCCCAAGCAUUUACAAUGACUUCAACGGAGCUGGGGACAAGGGAUAGCCUUUUACUGAGCAGAGCCCUCUUUCUUGUGGCCCUCUCUAUGGCAUAGGCUUGACAGAUGGACAGCUUGGUUGUGGAGACAGGCUUAGGAUUUAGUUAUAAUCCCUUGGGGAGAUGGUAGGGACCUCUGCAACUAUGCACGAUCUCUCAAACUGCAAGAACCUUAUAUGGGUAGAUUAUGCUGUGGACAGCACAUUGGCGGGGCAGUCAUUUUCCUGACUUGGUCAUUUUUCUGGGGCACUACCUGCCUGUCACACCAGGGGCAGGACAAA
Messenger RNA from Manis javanica (Malayan pangolin), 1555 nucleotides. The record is from RefSeq and is a predicted model, not a curated record. NCBI's taxonomy places the organism in Eukaryota, Metazoa, Chordata, Mammalia, Pholidota, Manidae.